CCGGAAGCCGGAGUCGCGGCGGUUGCAGUCCCGACAGCUGUCGCCCGUCGCCAUGCGAGGCCUCGGGCCAGGCCUGACCGCGCGCCGCGUCCUCCCGGUGCUGCGGCCGCCCGGACCCCGGCUGGCGAGCGGGCCGGCGGCGGGCGCCCUGGAGCGGGCCAUGGACGAGAUGCUGCGCCGCUCCGUGCCCGCGACGCCGGCCUACGAGCUGCGCGAGAAGACGCCGGCGCCGGCCGAGGGCCAGUGCGCCGACUUCGUGAGCUUCUACGGCGGCCUGGCCGCGGGGGCCGAGCGCGCCGAGCUGCUGAGCCGCCUGGCGCGGGGCUUCGGCGUGGACCACGGCCAGGUGGCCGAGCAGAGCGCCGGCGUGCUGCAGCUGCGCCAGCAGCCGCGGGAGACGGCCGUGCUGCUGCAGGCCGAGGACCGGCUGCGCUACGCGCUGGUGCCGCGCUACCGCGGCCUCUUCCACCACAUCAGCAAGCUGGACGGCGGCGUGCGCUUCCUGGUGGGGCUGCGCGCCGACCUGCUCGAGGCGCAGGCCCUCAAGCUGGUGGAGGGGCCGCACGUCCGGGAAAUGAACGGAGUGCUAAAAGGCAUGCUCUCGGAGUGGUUUUCUUCAGGCUUCCUCAACCUAGAGCGGGUCACCUGGCACUCUCCCUGUGAAGUGCUUCAGAAAAUCAGUGAGUCUGAAGCUGUGCAUCCUGUAAAGAACUGGAUGGACAUCAAACGGCGUGUUGGGCCGUAUAGAAGGUGUUACUUCUUUUCUCACUGUGCGACCCCCGAGGAGCCCCUGGUCGUUCUGCACGUGGCCCUGACCAGCGAGAUCUCCAGCAACAUCCAGGCCAUCGUGAAGGAGUGCCCCCCAUCGGAAACCGAGGAGAAGAACCGGAUCUCCGCGGCCAUCUUUUACUCCCUCAGCCUGACCCAGGAAGGCCUGCAGGGCGUGGAGCUGGGGACCUUCCUCAUAAAGCGGGUCGUCAAGGAGCUGCAGAAAGAAUUUCCUCACGUCGGGGCGUUUUCAAGUCUGUCUCCUAUACCUGGAUUCACCAAGUGGCUUCUGGGGCUCCUGAACUCACAAGCAAAGGAUCAUGGGAGGAAUGAACUAUUUACAGAUUCUGAAUGUAAAGAAAUCUCUGAGAUCAUAGAUGGUCCCGUUAAUGAGACCCUCAAGGCCUUUCUCAGCAGCAACGAAUGGGUGAAGUCUGAGGAGCUGGUCGGGGUGCUCCAGGCCCCCUUGAUGAGGCUCUGUGCCUGGUACUUAUACGGAGAGAAGCACCGGGGCUAUGCCCUGAACCCUGUGGCAAACUUCCACCUGCAGAACGGGGCAGUGAUGUGGCGCAUCAACUGGAUGGCCGACGUGAGCCUCAAGGGCAUCACCAGCUCAUGUGGCCUGAUGGUCAACUACCGCUACUACCUGGAGGAGACGGCCGCCAACAGCACCAGCUACCGCAGCUCCAGGAGCAUCAAGGCCUCCGAGCAGGUCCUCGGCCUGGUGGCCCAGUUUCAAAAGAACAGCAAACUUUGAACCUGCCCUACAGCAGAUGUCCCCGAAUCAGAAAAGGAUCCUUGUCUGGAUGGGUCGGAGAUUAGAUAAUACAAGGGGCUUUCUCAGCAAGGCCAAGUUAAACUGUUCUCCUGGCCCAGCAGGUCACCCUGGGAGUCCCUGACCGGCACCACGCGAGAGCAGGUGUAGCCUCUGACGCUGGACAGAGGUGGUCACAGGUGGGCAGGGACAGGGUAUGUCUGUCAUUGUCUUCGCCGGGCUCCCUGCUGGGGUUGGUGCCGCAGCACCUCCGUCUUCAGAAAGCUCUGGAACCUCUGCCGGCCAUCAUCCCAGGGAGGCUCCCUCAGCCUCCAGGGACCCGGGUGACGGCCCAGGUGGAGAACACUGUUCUUGGAGCCUAGAGCGUGAUUCAGCGUGAUUGCUGCAGCCACUUCCCUCCACGUACUGCAAAGGGACGGGGCGCUGGUAGAGUUUACUAGUUAAAUUUUGAAGGUCACACAUGUAUGACAAGGUUCAUGACUUUGUACAAAGUUUACUAAAUUAAAUCACUCAACACAAAAGGUGUUACUUGGAGCUUAAAUUGGAUUACAGACUUUAAAAACUCA
Molecule: messenger RNA, 2109 nt
Organism: Manis pentadactyla (Chinese pangolin)
Lineage: Eukaryota; Metazoa; Chordata; Mammalia; Pholidota; Manidae
Gene: MLYCD
Product: malonyl-CoA decarboxylase
Exons: 5
Coding region: 53-1525 (490 amino acids)
Biological process (GO): positive regulation of fatty acid oxidation; malonyl-CoA catabolic process; acetyl-CoA biosynthetic process
Cellular component (GO): peroxisomal matrix; mitochondrial matrix
Molecular function (GO): malonyl-CoA decarboxylase activity
Source: RefSeq, a predicted model, not a curated record